Molecule: messenger RNA, 1390 nt
Organism: Batrachochytrium dendrobatidis JAM81
Lineage: Eukaryota; Fungi; Chytridiomycota; Chytridiomycetes; Rhizophydiales
Exons: 9
Coding region: 1-1308 (435 amino acids)
Biological process (GO): intracellular protein transport; clathrin-dependent endocytosis
Cellular component (GO): cytoplasmic vesicle; AP-2 adaptor complex
Molecular function (GO): clathrin-cargo adaptor activity
Source: RefSeq, a predicted model, not a curated record
AUGUUGAGUGCGUUGGCGAUAUUCAACGCAAAGGGAGAUGUGCUUAUAUCCAGGAUAUACAGACCUGACGUCAGACGGUCCGCAGCAGACUUGUUUCGUAUUCAUGUCGUUUCAAGCACAGAUAUUCGCUCUCCACUUCUCACCAUUGCCAACAUGACCUUUUUCCAUAUCAAACACGAGAAUAUCUUUCUAGUCGCCAUUACAAAAAGUUCCAGCAUCAAUGCGUGUAUGGUCUAUGAAUUUUUAAACAGGAUUGUUCGACUUGGUGUGAGUUACUUUCGUACAUUCAACGAAGAUGCUGUGAAAAGAAACUUUACCUUGAUUUAUGAACUAUUGGAUGAGAUUUGUGAUUUUGGAAUUCCACAAAACACCGAGUCGGAAACUCUCAAAAUGUAUAUUACGACUGAAGGAAUUCAAUCUGACCGAGCAGCUAAUGAUGGAUCUCGUAUUGCUAUUCAGGCUACUGGAGCCGUAUCGUGGCGUCGACCGGAUAUCAAGUAUCGCAAAAACGAAGUAUUUGUUGAUGUUAUUGAAAGUAUUAAUCUCAUCAUGAGUCCAAAAGGAACGGUUCUUAGAUCUGAUAUAUCUGGAAAAAUUGUCAUGCGAGCAUACCUUACCGGUAUGCCAGAAUGUAAAUUUGGGCUUAAUGACAAAGUGUUACUAGAAAAGGAAGGCAAGCCAGUGUCGGGCAACCCACACUCUUCAUCCACAAGCAAAGCCUCUACAUCAGUCGAGCUUGACGAUUGUCAGUUUCAUCAGUGUGUCAAGCUUGGUCGAUUUGAUUCUGAUCGAACCAUCAAUUUUAUUCCUCCAGAUGGAGAGUUUGAGCUCAUGAGGUAUAGGACGACGGAAAACAUUAGCCUUCCAUUCAAAGUGCAUGCGGUAGUGAAUGAACUUUCGGCCACACGUGUCGAGUUUCGAGUUGCCGUGAAAUCGCUUUUUUCCAGCAAGGUGUAUGCUCAAAACAUUAUCAUCAAAAUUCCAACACCUCUUAAUACUGCAUCGACAAAGAUUAAUGUGACGGCAGGCAAGGCAAAGUAUAAUGGAGCAGAGAACUGCAUGGUUUGGAAGAUUGCACGAUUUCAAGGACACGAUGAGACGCUGUUUAGUGCAGAGGCAGAGCUAACUUCGACAACUGUAAAAAAGGUGUGGUCGCGACCCCCCAUCUCACUUGAUUUCCAGGUUUUAAUGUUUACAGCAUCUGGACUGAUGGUUCGGUUUCUCAAGAUUUUUGAAAAAAGUAACUAUCAGAGUGUCAAAUGGGUACGAUAUAUGACCAGGGCAGGAUCGUAUCAAAUCAGAUUUUGAAAGGAUAAUCAAAGUAGAACUCGUUAUUGAUGAUGUUUUAGAUUUUUCAAAAUGAAUAAACCAAAGCCGUUUGAUACUUUAA